Molecule: messenger RNA, 483 nt
Organism: Kwoniella mangroviensis CBS 8507
Lineage: Eukaryota; Fungi; Basidiomycota; Tremellomycetes; Tremellales; Cryptococcaceae
Exons: 5
Coding region: 1-483 (160 amino acids)
Source: RefSeq, a predicted model, not a curated record
AUGAGCCUCAACAUCCGAAAACAAUGGUCAUUCAGCGGUCUAGAUUAUACGGUGAAAGAUCAAGAUGGGAAAGUGCUUCUGCGAAGCCAUGGGCAUCGCGAAUACCGAACUGAUUUGAUCCAUACAGACUCUCAACAGGAGAAGAUAUGCUCUGUUAAUCUCAUGUUCACCUAUAGAGGACCAGGGCAAGAUAUCGGACAAGGGUCUAGAACGCACUUCGUAGACCACCUCACGGGAAUGAACAAGGAAAUUGUGGUGGACUGGAUGGAUCUUAUGAGGCAUAGGGGCCUGAUAAGUUUGAGAGAUGAUACAGGACACGACAGGACGAAUCAAGAGAAAUUUGGUAACGGUGUAGUGAUAGGUUCGUUGAAUGAUUAUGAUACGGUAUUUGACUAUACUCAUCCUCAAUUAGAGUUCGUUCCAAAUAUCGAUUAUACCCUUCUAGCUAUCACUGCAAUCUGUACUGAAUCAUUUACUGGUUAA